CAGAGCUACAAUGGGAGGUGCAGCAAGUCAUCCAGCACAAGGAGAUUCCAGGGUAGUUCAAACCAAAUAUGGCGCAGUUAUAGGUCGGCGAUUCAAAUUCAACGACAAGGAGGUAGAUGCCUUUCAAGGAAUUCCCUUUGCAAAACCUCCUCUAGGAGAACUGAGAUUCAAGAAAUCUGUUCCUCCUGAGCCUUGGGAAGGAGUGAAGGAGACAAAGGCAUUUGGACCACGAGGGAUACAGAAAGAAAGCUACUAUGACAGAAUAAAGUAUGGAAAAACAUCUGAAGAUAAUCUCUACCUCAACGUUUUUACCCCUGUCUGGGGGCCUGAGCUGCCUAAAGGAUUUUCUGUUCUGGUAUUUGUGCACGGAGGUGGAUUUGUGGGUGAUGGAGCAGUCAAAUAUGGAGAUUCAAACAUCUGCGAGCAUCUGUGCACAAAAGACGUUGUGGUCGUGACCAUUCAAUAUCGCCUUGGUUAUCUUGGCUUUUUCACGACCGGAGAUGCAGUUUGCCCUGGGAAUUUUGCUUUAUGGGACCAAACCAUGGCUCUGCAAUGGGUUCAGGACAACAUCUCGGCCUUUAAUGGAAAUCCAAACAGUGUCACUGUAAUGGGACAAUCGGCUGGUGGCGCCUCAGUGGAUAUAUUGAGCCUCUCUCCUCAUUCAAGAGAUCUAUUUCACCAAGUUAUACCGAUGGCAGGAAAUGCAAGUUGCUCAUGGGGAACCGACAAUGAUAUGGUUGAAAGAUGUCGAAAGUUCGCAGAAACUCAGGGGAUUCUUGACUUUUUCGAUAGCGAAGCGAUGAUCGCCAAACUUCGCCAGUUACCGGAGUCAAAGUUUGAGCUUUCAAUGCAUGAGAGUCUUGCGAAAUCCAACAGCACGGCACUCUGCGCCGUAGCACCACGCGUUGAUGGGGACUUCAUUCCGAAGCCCAUUCGGGAGCUGCGGAAAGAAGCUGUUGUGAAACCCAUGCUUAUCGGAUGCUGUGAUAUGGAAGGAAUUUUCAUGACUUUCGGCAGACACCCUUCGCUGAGCGGCUUGAUGGAGGAAAUCGCAAAAUUAGUGCCUGAAGAAGAUCAUCCUUCCAACUUCAAAAAACUACGACGAGGAAUCUUCCAAAAGGUGCUCAAAGAUGAAGACAUCACAAACCAGGAAGCAAUUGUGAGAGCUUACACUGAGAUAAUGGGCGACUUAUUCACCAACAUCGGUGUGCAACAGACUGUGCUCGAGACUCUGGAAGCACAUCACGCUCCCAUCUUCUUGUACUCAUUCAACUAUUUCAAUCCAAAGAGUUGGGGACCGUUGGGCAUGAAAAUGCUCUUCAAAGCUGCCACUCACUGUACGGAGCUGGGCUAUAUAUUCGGUGUUGGUAUCAUCUGGAAUUACGAUUUUAAUGACGAUGACAAGAAAAUGUUAGAACUAACAACAAAACUGUGGACAAAUUUUGUCAAAUAUGGCAAUCCAAAUGGGGUUGCCAAUGACGUCAUACUGUCAUCAAGUGAAAAAGCUUUGAGAUGGGAGCCAGCCACAAUCACAAAUCCUCAAAGACAUCUGUCGAUAUCACUGGAUUCGGAGAUGCGAGAAGAAUAUAAGAACUCAAGACCACUGCUCAUAGUUGAGACGAGGAUGAAAAGGAAUAUGCAAGUUUAUGCGUUGGAAUGAAGAAAAUUCCAAUGUUUGCACCUACUCGUCUACCUCUCAUACAUCAUGACUGAGCUAUGUUGUAAUAUUUGAGACCUCUUGAAAUUACAACCAAUAUUUUGUAUUUAUGAUGAAAAUAUCUCUAUCUUCUCUGCCCCAGGAUGAAAACUUCAAAAUUUAGGCUGAAAAAUAUGUUUCUAUAUCUAUAAAAUAUCUUUCUUUUCAUAUUUACCAGUGCGUCACCUCUGCUUCGCAAAGGCUCGCACUGGCUCUACUAUCCAUAUGCCUCAUUACUUUCCCAUAAUGAUGGCAAUGAAACUCACCGCGCAGUGGCC
Messenger RNA from Cylicocyclus nassatus, 1974 nucleotides. Lineage: Eukaryota; Metazoa; Nematoda; Chromadorea; Rhabditida; Strongylidae. The record is from the annotation of a GenBank genome assembly.